UCUUAAACAGGCACACACAAUGAGCGAUUUUAGCCGACUACAAUAAAAAUGGCAAGAUGAGAUUGACAGUGAGAAGAGUUGUACUUGUAGCUGUCGGCAUCUACUGUCUCCUGACCUUCUAUACGGCUUACAUCUUACUUUCUAGGAACUGGAAGGGUGAUGUAGAUAAAAUUAGUCCUCGCGGGAAGGAAAACUUACCAAAUGAAGAAGAGCUGAUCAACAGAAGGUCCCAACAGAAGGGUGGUGAGGAUGAGUGGAACCCCUGGGGGGAGGAGUUUGAGAAGAACAGGAUCAAGACAGUCGCACCCAAGAAAAAAGAAGUCAGCUGGGACUGGAACAAGGACCUGGACUUUGGCAAGAAGUUCAACAAGAAGAAGAACUCUACAACUGAUGAGUUUGAGAUUGAAGUGUGGGGUAAAGCUGCUAUUGGUCUCUAUCUCUGGGAGUUCAUCUUGGGAGGAACAUUGGAGGAGAAGAUGGGAGGAAUCUGGACUUACGGUUUCAAGAAAAUCUACAAAUUAAAGUUCAAGUUCCGAACAGGACCAGGAGUCAUCCCCAGUAAAGCACCACACGACACCAGAAACCUCAUCCUGGUUCUGAACGGCAGAGAACAGUCCAAGAUCGAGUUUGCCACCAUCUGGCUGGAUUACCUCCCCUCCUUCCCCAAUCUGCAGAAUGUGGCAGUCUUUCUCCUAGGCAACGAGCAGUGUGAUAAUGACUGGAUCAAACCAUAUCUGAAGAAAAAUGGGGGAAUGGUGGAUUUGCUGUUUGUGGUGUAUGACAGCAAGUGGGUGGAUGAUGAAACUGUGUUCCAGUGGCCACUUGGGGUGGCAACAUAUCGUAAGUUUCCCAAAAGAGACAAGGAUGACUUCCCUGUGAACAGUAUCCGGCCGUACCUGUGUAAUUUUGUGGGGACGGUGUACCCAAACUCCUCCAGACAGACUCUGAUGGGGGUCAUCAACAAACAUGACCUGGAGAAGGAAUGUUUCAUCAAGGCUAGGGAGGAAUGGAGUCCAGACGAGUCACCUGAAACCAGACAACAGUAUGUAAAAGCUCUGUUACAGAGUGACCUAACCCUGAGUCCUGUAGGACAGAACACAGAGUGUUACCGUAUCUAUGAAGCCUGCGAGUAUGGCUCCAUCCCAGUCAUAGAGGACAAAAUGACACCCGGCACCUGUGGAAACAAUGACAAAUACGACAACGCACCACUAAGACUUCUAAAAUACCACAAGCCACCAUUCAUCUUUGUAAAAGACUGGAGUGAACUUCCUACAGUCCUGGAGGAAUACAGGAUGUUGUCACCUCAGGACAAAGUUGUCAGAAGAAGAAAAGUUCUGGAGUGGUGCAACAAGUUUAAGGGGAAGAUGAAGGAUCGAUUCCUCCGCAUCAUCAACCAAAAAUUCUUCCCCAAGAAAUCUUAACAAGUAGAAGGUAGAAGUACUGUGAUUUUGUCUGUUUGAAACUUCCAUGUUUGUCUUGAAGACCUGAAGCCAUAUUUACCACAGGACACUAUACAAAGCAAUAAGGAUGGUGACAUCAUUAAGAAGUACAUGUACUUAGUAUAUUGGAGAAGAAACUGUUGGAUGUCUGCCAAUACACAACAAGGGAUCAACUACCGGUAGUACCUGCGGAUUGCUGCCCAACAGAUGACCAUUUGUCAACAGUUGCAACCAAGUGGAUUUAGCUAGUUAUAAGAUAUUCCAAAGGAACUUUUUAAACAAUUAGUCGCCCCAAUUUUUGUAUUGAAUAACAAAGAGCUGACUUAUACAUAUUUUAGUUGUCAUGGUGUUGUCAUUUUAACUUAUUUAGUGAAUUUAUUUUGGUUGCUAAAAAAUCUACAUGUACUUUAGACUUUCAAGAAAAUCUGCGUCUGCCAUUGUGUAACUUCAGAGUAACAUCAAUGUACACAAAUGUGUGGUGUGUGCAUGUAAUGUCGGGGUAAGGCGUGAGUCUCAGCUGUGGCAAUGCAAAAUGAUUUAGAUCAUUCUAGGUUUUAGCCAGAAAAAUAGAAUACAACACGGUGUAUUUCGUAAUGCCCAAGGUAUCAGCCGGACCGCGGGUCGGAUCGCCCGACGGCCGAAGGCAAUGGAAAAUGAUUUAGAUCAUUUUCGUUUUUAGCUAGAAAUAUAGAAUACA
This is a messenger RNA of Branchiostoma floridae (Florida lancelet), 2136 nucleotides long. Its product is annotated as ribitol-5-phosphate xylosyltransferase 1-like. The transcript is spliced from 6 exons. Gene Ontology annotation, cellular component: Golgi apparatus. Gene Ontology annotation, molecular function: ribitol beta-1,4-xylosyltransferase activity. The coding region runs from base 57 to 1421 and encodes 454 amino acids. Gene Ontology annotation, biological process: protein O-linked glycosylation via mannose. The record is from RefSeq and is a predicted model, not a curated record. Lineage: Eukaryota; Metazoa; Chordata; Leptocardii; Amphioxiformes; Branchiostomatidae.